AAAAACAAACCAGUACAGACAGUACAGAGAGAGAGAGAGAUGAAGAGGAACCAAACUGGUUUCUAUUGUUCAUUGUACAGCCACCUUCUCUUUCCUGUACAGAUAUGAAGAGGGCAGAAAGGAAGCAAGGGAAAAAAGAAGCCCAGAAAAACUAGGCAGAGAGAAUAAGAUUGCUUAUGGGUCUUGGUUUGAAGAUGCAAAGCCACCACCCUGUGGCUCAGAUGAGGUUGCAUGAACAAACGGGGAGCAAAAGAAAAUACACUUUCAUUCAGGCACAUAGAGCUUGGCUUCCAAAGUUUCUGCUGCUAUGGAUCUUGCUGAUGGCUCUAAUUGGUUGGUGCAUCUACAGUAGAAUGGAUGCUGACACCAAAAUCAGAAGGAAAGAGGUUCUGGGUAGCCUCUGUGAUCAAAGGGCAAGAAUGUUGCAAGAUCAAUUCAGUGUUAGUGUCAACCAUGUCCAUGCCCUUGCUAUUCUUGUAUCAACCUUCCAUUACUACAGAAACCCUUCUGCCAUUGACCAGGAAACCUUUGCAGAAUAUACAGCCAGGACAGCAUUUGAACGGCCAUUACUGAGUGGGGUGGCAUAUGCACAAAGAGUGGUUAACUCGGAGAGAGAAAUAUUUGAGAAGCAACAUGGAUGGGUUAUAAAGACAAUGGAAAGAGAGCCUUCACUGGUUAGAGAUGAGUAUGCACCGGUUAUAUUUGCUCAAGAAACUCUCUCUCACCUUGAAUCUCUUGAUAUGAUGUCCGGGGAGGAGGACCGAGAGAACAUUUUGAGGGCAAGGGCCACAGGGAAAGCCGUUCUGACUAGCCCUUUCAGGCUUUUGGGUUCUCAUCAUCUUGGUGUGGUUUUAACAUUUCCUGUUUACAAAUCUAUGCUCCCUCCAAAGCCAACAACGGAAGAGCUCAUUAAAGCAACAGCAGGAUAUGUUGGAGGAUCCUUUGAUGUUGAGUCCCUCGUGGAGAAUUUACUUGGUCAACUUGCUGGUAACCAAGCAAUUUUGGUGAACGUAUAUGAUGUCACAAACUCUACUAACCCCCUAAUCAUGUAUGGCAACCAAUAUGAAGAAGGUGAUAUGUCUCUUGUCCAUGAAAGUAAGCUUGAUUUUGGAGAUCCAUACAGGAAACAUAAAAUGAUAUGUAGGUAUCACCAGAAGGCACCAACAAAUUGGAUAGCACUUACCACAGCAUUCCUAUUCUUUGUGAUUCUUUUAUUAGUGGGUUACAUUUUAUAUGGUGCUGGAAAUCAUAUUGUCAAAGUAGAGGAUGAUUUCCAUAAAAUGGAGGUAUUAAAAGUCCAAGCAGAAGCAGCUGAUGUUGCCAAAUCACAGUUUCUAGCUACUGUCUCUCAUGAAAUUAGAACACCCAUGAAUGGCAUUCUAGGAAUGCUUGGUCUGCUUCUACAUACUGAAUUGAGUUCAACCCAACGAGAUUAUGCUCAGACUGCUCAAGCAUGUGGGAAGGCUCUGAUAGCAUUAAUAAAUGAGGUUCUUGACCGAGCUAAAAUUGAAGCUGGCAAGUUAGAACUGGAAGUAGUUCCAUUUGACCUUCGUUCCAUACUUGAUGAUGUCCUUUCUCUUUUUUCUGAGAAAUCUAGACACAAAGGUUUAGAGCUGGCAGUUUUUGUUUCUGAUAAAGUUCCAGGUAUUGUUAUGGGAGAUCCUGGAAGAUUCAGACAAAUAGUAACAAAUCUUGUUGGCAACUCUGUUAAAUUCACUGAACGAGGACAUAUAUUUGUUAAAGUCCAUCUAGCUGAAAAUAUAAAGUCCACAGUGAAUGGAAAAUUUGAGACUUAUCGUAAUGGAGGAUCGGAUGAACAUGUGCAUAUAUCUGGUGGUUAUAAUAACAAAACCCUAAGUGGAUGUGAAGCCGCUGAUGAACGGAACAGCUGGGAUAAUUUUAAGCAUCUAAUUGCCGAUGAAGAAUUUUUCUUUGAUGCUUCAAUUGAAAAGGUGGCCUCUGGUGAAUCUUAUGAGCAAGUCACCUUGAUGGUCUGUGUGGAGGACACUGGAAUUGGAAUUCCUUGCUCAGCCCAAGGUAGGAUUUUCAUGCCUUUUGUGCAAGCAGACAGCUCGACCUCUCGACACUAUGGUGGUACUGGCAUUGGCUUGAGUAUCAGUAAGUGCUUGGUUGAACUAAUGGGUGGUCAGAUAAACUUCAUAAGCCGACCCCAAGUUGGGAGCACAUUUUCAUUUACUGCAGAUUUUGGAUCUUAUAAGAAAAAUUCGGUAACUGAUGUGAAGAAACUUAAUUUGGAAGAUCUGCCUUCAAGUUUUAGAGGACUUAAAGCCAUAGUAGUUGAUGGAAAACCUGUUAGAGCAGCUGUGACUAGAUACCAUUUGAAGAGACUGGGGAUACAAGCUAAAGUUGCAAAUAGCAUAAAUAAGGCUGUUUCUUUAUGUGGGAAAAAUGGUUCUUUGACCUCAGGAUUAUUUCAGCCAGAUAUUAUUUUUGUUGAGAAGGAUUCAUGGGUUUCCGGAGAGGAUGGGUACUACAAUGUGUGGCAACUGGACUGGAAACAGAAUGGGCAUAUGUUUAAGAUGCCUCAAAUGAUCCUUCUUGCGACCAAUAUCAGCAAUGCUGAAUUUGAUAAAGCUAAAAGCGCAGGUUUUAGUGACACAGUGAUUAUGAAGCCUCUGAGAGCUAGUAUGGUGGCUGCUUGUCUUCAACAAGUUCUGGGGACGGGGAAGAAGAGGCAGCUAGGGAAAGACAUGUCUAAUGGUUCCACUUUUGUACGAAGCCUUCUUUGUGGAAAGAUCAUCUUAGUGGUUGAUGAUAAUGCAGUAAAUCGGAGGGUUGCUGCAGGUGCUUUAAAAAAUUUUGGAGCUGAUGUGAAGUGUGCAGAAAGUGGCAAAGCUGCUCUUGAAAUGCUUCAAUUGCCCCACGAUUUUGAUGCUUGCUUCAUGGAUAUUCAAAUGCCAGAAAUGGACGGGUUUGAAGCAACUCGACGAAUUAGGAUGAUGGAGAGCGAGGCAAAUGAGGAGAUGAAUAGUGAAUGGGGUGAAGGAAAUGGCAGGAAAAGUGAGUUCCAUGUACCUAUAUUGGCCAUGACAGCUGAUGUAAUCCAUGCUACAUACGAUGAGUGCUUGAAAUGUGGGAUGGAUGGAUAUGUCUCAAAGCCUUUUGAGGAAGAGAAUCUCUAUCAAGCACUUGCAAAGUUUUUCAAGUCCAAGCCUAUCUCAGACUCUUGACAGAAGAAUGCUGCUUCUGCGCACAACUUCAUUGGAACUGGCAUUUUUUCAUAUUUUGCUGGGUAAUUAAUGCUUUCAUGCAGCAGACAGCAACAGCUGAUUUCCAAGAUACUUGACGAUUCUUGAUGCACUGAUGAUUUCUAACCAGCUCAAGUUUGACCGGACACGAUUUGAAUCUGAGUAAAAUUUAUACCUCAUAACUCUCUCCAUCCCCAACUUGUGUACAGAUUCUCUUAAGGGAUGACGAAAAUUAUGUAAAUUCAAUAUUUUUCUUUUGCAUUUCAAUACUU
Gastrolobium bilobum is the source of this 3481-nucleotide messenger RNA. RefSeq names its product histidine kinase 4-like. The transcript has 12 exons. The record is from RefSeq and is a predicted model, not a curated record. NCBI's taxonomy places the organism in Eukaryota, Viridiplantae, Streptophyta, Magnoliopsida, Fabales, Fabaceae. Gene Ontology annotation, molecular function: phosphorelay sensor kinase activity. Gene Ontology annotation, biological process: phosphorelay signal transduction system; phosphorylation. The coding region runs from base 177 to 3191 and encodes 1004 amino acids.